AAUCAUAAACAUUGCAGCUGUCGGUGAUCGGCUGUGUGCACUGUUUGCUAAAAUAUUUGAACCGGUCCUACCGGUCCGCGCCGCGUUUGGAAAAUAGUAAACGAUCAUUGCACUGCUCCCUCCCUGGGGGUCUGCUUUAUCAAUAGUGCCGCAGCUGCGUUUCGUUGGGAAACUCACCCAUACGACCCCCCUCCCGACGACGUAUGGUGACAAAAGAAAGUGCGUACGCGGGUGUCGUCGUGUGAUAUCGUCGUGCGUAAACAUCGGUUGCAAUUGCCCUGCGCACGGCGUACCGUCGCGGAUGACUUUUUGACAACAGCGCUUUCUGCGGGUGACAAUAGAAACAAUCGGGCAGUGCAAACGAUCGUGCGUGACAAACCAAAAAAGAACAGGGAAAACCUGGUCCAGGUGGGCGUGUACUGCUGUCGUGUUGUGUGAUCGCAAUUGAGGGGAAUUUUGUGUGCGCCUUGGCAUCGGAACGGGCAAAACGAUGGCGUUCUUCUUUAACUUUGUCGCCAUCAGCUUCUUCCUGUACCACCUGGUGCGGCUGAUAAUGUGGGCCGUGCUGGAUUCGGACAUCGAACUGUUCUUUCUCUCCAAAUUGGGCAGACCCAUCUCCUCACUUCGGGGGAAAGUGGUAUGGAUUACUGGAGCAUCCAGCGGCAUCGGGCGCGAUCUGGCCAUUGCACUGGCCCGGCAAGGUGUUAAGCUGUGCAUUUCCGCACGUAACAUUUCCGAACUGCUGAAGGUGAAGCAAGCUUGUAUAGCACAAUCAAACGGAAGUCUCGGGCCGAACGAUGUGUACGUGCUAGAGAUGGAUAUGCUCCAUCUGAACCACCACAACGAUUACUUCAACAUGGUGCUGGACCACUUCAAAACGGUCGACAUUCUGGUGAACAAUGCGGGACGCUCGCAGCGGGCCGAGUGGGGCUCGAUCAACAUCAAGGUCGACCGGGAGCUGUUUGAGCUGGAUGUGUUUGCUGUGAUCAAUCUUUCCCGUGUGGCGCUCAACUUUUUCGCCCGCAACUCGAUGAAGGGCCACCUGGUGGUGACGAGCAGUACGGCGGGCCUUAUCGGGGCCCCGAACUCCGGUACCUACACCGGUGCCAAGCAUGCGCUCCAUGGCUACUUUGAAGCACUAAGAAACGAAUACCCCAACGUGCACGUUACGAUGUUCUGUCCCGGACCGACGGCCACGAACUUUCUGCAGGAGUGCUUCACCGAUACUCCCGGCGCAAAAUACAACCAAACCGUGCAGCCGACCGAUCGGCGUAUGACAAGCGAACGAUGCGGUCAUCUGUACGCAUUGGCCAUUGCCAACAAGACCCACCUGAGCUGGGUCGGAACGUUCCCGAUCAACUUUCUGCUGUACAUUGGCUGCUACUACCCGAACUUGAAGCGAGUCCUGCUGAAAAUUAUUGGCAUGGAGCGUUUGCAGCGUGUUCGCGACAGCCGGUAAAUUGGCGCUAAUGAAUUGAAAUAAAGCAGAACAAGCCUACUGGGUUGCAGCAAAACAGCGCACACACACAUACACCGGGCAGCGGGACAUGGAGCGGCCACCCAAUGUUUUACAUUCCAAAGUGCCUAAUACACGCGUAACUCUCACGUGUCCUACGUUCAUACAGCAUCAACUUCGCCGCAUCCAAUCCACACACACGUUUCCAGAACGAAGCAGCAUUUUACUGGUCAAUUAUUUAAAGUGUUUUUUUUUUCUAUCUUUCUUUAGUACAAUUUACACUAUCAUUCUCGUUUACCACGAUAUUAGCGGAUGUGUUGUCUUUUUUCUACUUAAAUUAUUUAAGCACUAUUAUUAACUUUUUCUUGUAAUCGUGCAUCGCAUUUAGGUUGUAGCAUUAUAAUUUUUACAUGUUUUUUUUUGUUUUGUUGUAAAGUACCGCUUACACAAUGCUUUUAGAUGAAAUUAUUUAAUAAAGAUAUGCUCUUGUUUCUCGACAGAGUUCCACCACA
Messenger RNA from Anopheles coluzzii, 1968 nucleotides. Its product is annotated as dehydrogenase/reductase SDR family member 7. The transcript is spliced from 6 exons. Gene Ontology annotation, molecular function: oxidoreductase activity. The record is from RefSeq and is a predicted model, not a curated record. Lineage: Eukaryota; Metazoa; Arthropoda; Insecta; Diptera; Culicidae. The coding region runs from base 491 to 1459 and encodes 322 amino acids.